Messenger RNA from Recurvomyces mirabilis, 1056 nucleotides. RefSeq names its product adenine deaminase (gene AAH1). Gene Ontology annotation, molecular function: adenine deaminase activity. Gene Ontology annotation, biological process: hypoxanthine salvage; adenine catabolic process; purine ribonucleoside monophosphate biosynthetic process. The transcript has a single exon. Gene Ontology annotation, cellular component: nucleus; cytosol. The record is from RefSeq and is a predicted model, not a curated record. NCBI's taxonomy places the organism in Eukaryota, Fungi, Ascomycota, Dothideomycetes, Mycosphaerellales, Teratosphaeriaceae. Bases 1 to 1056 code for a protein of 351 amino acids.
AUGUACGAAUAUCUCCAGAAGCUGCCCAAAUGUGAGCACCACAUCCACCUGGAGGGCGCCUUGACUCCGGAACUUCUCUUCAGCAUGGCUCAGAAGAAUCACAUAGACUUGCCAGAGGAUGAUCCUGCUUUCCUGAGUCCGGAGAGUCUCACAGCAAGAUACCGAGACUUCUCCUGCCUCGAUGACUUCCUGGGCUACUACUACAUUGGCAUGAACUCGCUACUUGACGUCGCUGACUUCGAGGCUCUGGCUUGGGACUACUUCCAGCAUGCUGCUCAGGACGGUGUGGCGCAUGCUGAGUGCUUCUUCGAUCCUCAGGCUCACGUCUCGAGAGGUGUAGGUUACGAUGUGGUGCUCUCGGGCUUCAAAGCUGCACAGAAACGUGCUCAAGCAGAGCUGGGGAUAUCGAGCGAACUCAUCUGCUGCUUCCUGCGCCAUCUCCCGCCGCCAGAGGCACUCGAGACUCUGCGCAGCUCCCCUGUGCAGACCAGUAUGAAGUCUGGAGACGUGAUUGGCAUAGGUCUGGACUCUAGCGAGAAGGACUUUCCGCCCCAGCUUUUCCAACAAGUGUACGACGAGGCUCGUGCUUUGGGCUUGAGGUGCACUGCCCAUGCUGGCGAAGAAGGACCAGCAGAGUACAUCGCCACGGCAUUAGAUGAUUUGAGGGUUCAACGCAUCGACCAUGGCGUCCGACUUGCCGAAGAUCCGAAGCUCAUGCAGCGCAUUGCCAACGACCAGACUCUCCUGACAAUCUGCCCUAUAAGCAAUGUAUACCUGAAAUGCGUGACGUCCGUCGCGGAGCUUCCGAUCAGGACUUUCUUGGACGCGGGUGUCCAAUUCAGCAUAAAUAGCGACGACCCGGCCUACUUCGGCGACAACUACAUCCUGGCCAAUUAUCGUGCUGUACAAGAUGCCUUUAGCCUGACGCCACGGGAAUGGGCAGGCAUCUGUAGAGCGGGCAUCAAAGGUAGUUGGUGUGACGAGACGAGGAAGAAGGAACUAAUGCAGAGAGUGCAAUCUGUGCUGGACGAAUGGGUGGCGAGACAUGAUGCGUAA